GCGUCGACCCGAAAACCUCUGGAUGGUCUACGACGUUUGAACUCCCAACCACGAUGGUCUGAAUAUCAAGUCUUUGAAGUGUCGAGAGCAGAAGGGGCUUGAUUUCAACCGAAGUUGCUUCGAAUUCCACUCUCAAACUGAGCAACUGAGAUUGAAUCAACAAAGGGGAUAGUUCGCUCUGCAAUCCGUUUCCAGGAGUUUGGAAGCAUCAUUUUUGCAAUCAACUACUGCCGUCAAGCUUGGUUUUAUAGGUCACCUUCUUUGAACUUAUGAAUUUUUUGGUUUUGAUUUGAUUUUGAGAUGACGGAAAAGCACGAAGACGUUGAAGAUGUAGGCAGUGUGUCUACCGAUUCUUUUAUCGAUGACUCUGAAGAUGAUGGGCCAUCUACAUCUGGGCAGGACGAGCAAUUGCAUCUCGAGGAACCUUUGACAGAGCAAGAGAUAGAGGAUUUGAUGGCUGAGUUCUUGGAAGUUGAGAGUAAGGCCGCAGAGGCUCAAGAAGCACUUGAAAAGGAGUCUCUUUCCAAAGUGGAGAACGAAGUUCGAGAAGAAUUGGCAUUGACUCUUAAUGGUGAUGAUCUUGAAACUGCGGUUGCAAAUGAAAUGAAUAUUUUGGUAGAAGAGUGGGAAGGUGUGCUUGAUGAACUUGAGAUUGAGAGUGCUCAGUUAUUGGAGCAACUUGAUGGUGCUGGUGUCGAGUUACCGAGUCUUUUCAAACAAAUUGAAAGUCAGGCUUCUUAUGGUUGCUAUACUGAAGCUUGGAAAAAGAGGAUACACUGGGUAGGGUCUCAAGUAACUGGCGAUCUUCUUGUAUCUGUAUCUGACGCAGAGAAGACCCUUCAAACCCAAAGGCCUGUAAGGAGACGACAUGGUAAACUUUUGGAGGAGGGCGCAAGUGGAUAUCUGCAGAAGAAAUUCUCCACUCUCGAGAUGGAGGGAAAUGGAUCAGAAAAUUUGGAAGUUGAUUGGUGCUCUCUUAAUAAAGUUUUUUCAGAAGGCUCAAAUAACAAUGAAACAUUAUUCGGCAGCAAGAAUUGGGCUUCUAUUUACUUGGCCAGCACUCCGCAGCAGGCUGCAGAAAUGGGACUAAAAUUUCCUGGAGUUGAUGAGGUAGAGGAAAUUGAUGAUGUUGAUGGAAAUUCUAGUGAUCCGUUUGUUGCUGCUGCCAUUGCAAAUGAAAAAGAGUUGGAUCUUUCUGAAGAACAAAAGAGAAAUUUCAGAAAGGUCAAAGAAGAAGAUGAUGCCAUUUUUGAUAGAAAACUCCAAAUGCAUUUGAAACAAAAGCGAUAUCAGAAGAGAUGUAAACAGGAGGUCUUUCAAAAAGAUGUUUCCACUGUUGAUAAAGUGAUACAAAGAGAUGAAGAGCAGCUUGUAUCUCCGGUUGACUGUUUGAACCCUGUUUUAGAUGAGAAAACUGAAGGAAAUCGAAAGGGCCUCUCGGAUGAUGAAAAUGCAGAUGGUGCUUCAAGUGAUAUUGACAUGGAAGGGUCUUUGGAGAAAACUGCUUCUUUGCAUCCUUCAGCGUUAUCUGAUUUUGUGGAACCUUUAGGUUCAAAGCGUUUAAACGAUACUGAAGAACUGAUUAUUCAAACUAAAAAGAGUCGUACCAAUGGUGUACAUGAGGAUGAAAGUCCCCUGAUAAAGGAGGAUUCUGCUUUCAAUCCAACAACGUUGGACACCCUAUGCAACACCAAACAAAAUGACCAUGGUGCUGAUUCUCUUCCAUCAGAGUGCCUGAAUGAGAAGAUUCGUUGUACUGCGUGUGAUCAAAUGGUUAUUAAAGCGCAUGCACACCCUUUUCUGAACGUAAUUGUUUGUGAGGAUUGCAAAUGUUUGAUGGAUGACAAGAAGAAUGUAAAGGAACCUGAUUGCUCGGAGUGCUAUUGUGGAUGGUGUGGGCGAAAUGCUGACUUAGUAAGUUGUAAAUCAUGCAAGACACUAUUUUGUAUCAGUUGCAUAAGGAGGAACCUCGGUGUCGAGUGCUUGCUCAAGGCCCAAUCUUCUGGCUGGCAUUGUUGUUGUUGUCGCCCAAGUCUCUUGCAAUCCUUGACCAUGCAGUUGGAGGAGGUCUUAGGAUCUGAAGACUUGACCGGUUCUAGCUCUGACAGCGAUUCAGACAACCCACAUGCAGAUAUUAAUGGAACCAUAAGCUCAAAGAGAAGGCGUAAGAAAAAGAUCCGGCGGAUACUUGAUGAUGCUGAAUUAGGAGAAGAUACUAAAAAGAAAAUUGCCAUAGAAAAGGAACGCCAAGAACGUCUAAAAUCACUAAAAGUUCAGUUUUCCUCUGAUUCUAAAAGAAUGAGCUCUGCUGGCUUUUGUGGUAAUCUACCUGAAGGUGCUAGUGCUGAAGUCCUUGGUGAUGCUUCAACGGGAUAUAUAGUCAAUGUAGUAAGGGAGAAGGGGGAGGAAGCGAUUAGAAUUCCACCCAGCAUUUCAUCGAAGUUGAAAACCCAUCAGGUUUCUGGAAUAAGAUUUAUGUGGGAAAAUAUCAUUCAAUCAGUAAGGAAAGUGAAGUCUGGUGAUAAAGGUCUUGGAUGCAUUCUUGCUCACACAAUGGGCCUUGGUAAAACUUUUCAGGUUAUAGCAUUCUUGUACACUGCAAUGAGGAAUGUGGACUUGGGUUUACGAACUGCAGUUAUAGUCACCCCUGUUAAUGUGUUGCAUAAUUGGCGGCAAGAAUUCUUUAGGUGGAAACCUUCAGAAUUAAAGCCUCUUCGUGUUUUCAUGCUUGAAGAUGUGCCAAGGGAGAGGAGGGCAGAGUUGCUUGCUAAGUGGAGAGCUAAGGGUGGUGUCUUUUUAAUUGGUUAUAGUGCUUUCCGCAAUUUAUCUCUUGGUAAACAUGUCAAAGACCGGCACAUGGCCAAAGAAAUUUGCCAUGCCUUGCAGGAUGGACCUGAUAUUCUUGUAUGUGACGAGGCCCACAUGAUUAAGAAUACCAAGGCUGAUGUAACCCAGGCAUUGAAACAAGUGAAAUGCCAGAGGAGGAUUGCAUUAACUGGAUCACCACUACAGAACAAUCUCAUGGAGUAUUAUUGUAUGGUUGAUUUUGUGAGAGAAGGUUUCCUGGGAAGUAGCCAUGAAUUUAGGAAUCGCUUCCAGAACCCUAUAGAGAAUGGGCAGCAUACCAAUUCAACUCUGGAAGAUGUUAAAAUAAUGAACCAGAGGUCUCAUAUCCUAUAUGAACAGUUGAAAGGGUUUGUACAAAGGAUGGACAUGUCUGUGGUGAAGAAGGACUUGCCGCCUAAAACUGUCUUUGUGAUAUCCGUUAAACUUUCUCCCUUACAGAGGAAGUUGUACAAAAGAUUUCUUGACGUGCAUGGUUUUAAUAAUGGCAAAGAUUCUAGUGAACUGUUGAGGAAGAGGAGCUUUUUUGCUGGAUACCAAGCACUUGCUCAGAUUUGGAAUCAUCCUGGAAUCCUCCAAUUGACAAAAGAAGACAAAUAUUCCGUGAAGCGUGAAGAUGCUGUUGAAAAUUUUCUUGCAGAUGAAAGCUCCAGUGACGAAAACAUAGAUUCUAAUAUCGGCAUUGGAGAGAAGCCAGCCAAUGCCAAUGGGAAUCAUCAGGAUAAAUAUGCUGGUGGCUUUUUCGUUAAGGAUUGGUGGAGUGGUCUGCUUCACGCAAGUAGUUACAAGGAGCUGGAUUACAGUGGAAAAAUGGUUUUGCUAGUAGAGAUCUUAACUAUGUGCUCUGAAUUGGGGGAUAAGGCGUUAGUAUUCAGCCAGAGCAUUCCUACGCUUGACCUAAUUGAAUUCUAUCUUUCAAGAUUGCCCAGACGAGGGAAGAGAGGAAAAUUCUGGAAGAAGGGUAAAGAUUGGUAUAGGCUAGAUGGAAGAACAGAGAGUUCUGAAAGACAGAGGAUUGUUGAGAGGUUUAAUGAGUCUCUAAAUAAGAGGGUAAAAUGUACCCUGAUAUCAACUAGAGCUGGAUCAUUGGGUAUCAACCUUCAUUCUGCUAACCGCGUCAUCAUAGUCGAUGGCUCUUGGAAUCCAACUUAUGAUCUUCAGGCUAUUUAUCGAGCUUGGAGAUAUGGCCAAACGAAACCUGUGUUUGCUUACCGGUUUUUGGCGCAUGGAACAAUGGAAGAAAAAAUUUACAAGCGCCAGGUAACAAAGGAGGGACUGGCUGCAAGAGUUGUUGAUCGCCAACAGGUAUACCGAACGAUUUCUCGGGAAGAAAUGUUGCAUCUUUUUGAAUUUGGUGAUGAUGAGAAUCCUGAGGGUGCCACUGAGUUGGACCUAGGAAAUGGACAUGAACCUCACCAGACUAUGACUGGGAAUCACGGCAAUGUGCUGAAGCAGAAAGGGCCUCUUUCACAUGGAAGUUGCUCAUCUGAUAAGUUAAUGGAAACUUUACUUGGCAAACACCAUCCAAGAUGGGUUGCCAAUUACCAUGAGCACGAAAAACUACUCCAAGAAAAUGAAGAGGAAAAACUAUCUAAGGAGGAGCAAGACAUGGCAUGGGAAGUGUACAGAAAAUCAUUAGAAUGGGAGGAAGUCCAAAAAGUUUCACCAGGCGACACUACAGCCGAGCAAAAGCUAACCACAUCGAUCGUCACUGGUCCAGCACCCAAGACCAUCGAUCUGGCACAAUCAAGGGCAAGGAACCGAUUCAUUACUCGUAAAUGCACGAAUCUUUCUCACUUGCUGACACUCAGAAGCCAGGGAACAAAGGUUGGUUGUAGUACAAUAUGUGGGGAAUGUGCACAAGAGAUAAGCUGGGAAGAGCUCAACAAAGAUAGCAAGAAGUGAAGAACAGCUUCUUCCACCAUUUCAUCUAUUUUAUGCUCAGCUAUUAAAAAGCUUCUUUAAGUAAGUCCAACUCUUCUAACAGAACACAGCAAUUUCUUUUUGGAAUAUGAAGCCCCAACCUUACCCUCAUUUAUUAUUGCCUUUUCUUUUCUUGUUUUUAGUUGGGGGAUGAAGUUCUUAGAGAAAAGGGUAAUAUUCAUAUUGUUUAGUUGAAAUUAGGUCUGUAUAGAUCUGUUUUUUAUGAUCACCGACUAUAAGUUGAAUGGAAUAGAAUAGCAGCAAGUUCUUGUUGCAUUUAGGUUCAUUGCUCCGAAACCUAUAAAUUUUUAGGGGGAAUCGUUGACUUGUUUAGAAGUACUGUAGUGAAAGGAAGAUAGGAGUUUGUCGCUCG
This is a messenger RNA of Cucurbita moschata (crookneck pumpkin), 5140 nucleotides long. Its product is annotated as protein CHROMATIN REMODELING 20. Gene Ontology annotation, cellular component: nucleus. Gene Ontology annotation, molecular function: ATP binding; ATP-dependent chromatin remodeler activity; ATP hydrolysis activity. NCBI's taxonomy places the organism in Eukaryota, Viridiplantae, Streptophyta, Magnoliopsida, Cucurbitales, Cucurbitaceae. The coding region runs from base 301 to 4749 and encodes 1482 amino acids. The transcript is spliced from 25 exons. The record is from RefSeq and is a predicted model, not a curated record.